AGGUCUACCCCAGAGAGGUCCUAGGGCUGGUGGACAUGGCCGCCCUGGAGAAUGGGGAGCUGGGGCCCCUUCUGUCCCCUGGCACCCUGCGGAGUUUGGAGGAUGAGUGCGUCACAGAUGUUAAGGCUCAGACCCGGGCCGCCCUUCUCCGCGUGCUGCAGGAGGACGAGGAGCACUGGGGGAGCCUGGAGGACCAGCCCAGCAGCCUGGCCCAGGAUGUGUGUGAGCUGCUGGAAGAGCACACAGAGCGAGCACCCCGCAUCAGCCAGGAGUUUGGGGAGCGGAUGGCCCACUGCUGCCUAGGGGGGCUGGCAGAGUUCCUGCAGAGCUUCCAGCAGCGUGUGGAGCGAUUCCAUGAGAACCCAGGAGUCCGGGAGAUGCUACCUGACACCUAUAUCAGCAAGACCAUCACCCUGGUCAACUGCGGCCCCCCGCUGAGAGCUCUGGCCGAGCGCCUGGCCCGGGUGGGGCCCCCAGAAAGUGAGCCAGCCCGGGAAGCAUCUGCUAGUGCUCUGGACCAUGUGACCCGGCUCUGUCACCGUGUCGUGGCCGACCUGCUGUUCCAGGAGCUGCAGCCACACUUCAACAAGCUGAUGCGCCGGAAGUGGCUGAGCAGCCCGGAGGCCCUGGAUGGCAUCGUGGGCACGCUGGGCGCCCAGGCCCUGGCCCUGCGCAGAAUGCAGGACGAGCCUUACCAGGCGCUGGUAGCCGAGCUGCACCGGCGGGCGCUGGUCGAGUACGUGCGGCCCCUGCUCCGUGGGCGCCUGCGCUGCAGCUCCGCGCGGACCCGCAGCCGCGUGGCCGGCAGGCUCCGGGAGGACGCGGCGCAACUGCAGAGGCUGUUCCGGCGGCUGGAGUCCCAGGCCUCGUGGCUGGACGCCGUGGUGCCCCAUUUGGCUGAAGUCAUGCAGCUGGAAGACACGCCCAGCAUCCAGGUGGAGGUAGGAGUGUUGGUGCGCGACUACCCAGACAUCAGGCAGAAGCACGUGGCAGCCCUCCUCGACAUCCGUGGCCUACGCAACACAGCCGCCCGCCAGGAGAUCCUGGCCGUGGCCCGGGACCUGGAACUCUCUGAUGAGGGAGCCCUGUCACCGCCUCGGGACCGUGCCUUCUUUGCAGACAUCCCUGUGCCCCGCCCAUCUUUCUGUCUCAGCCUCCCUCUCUUCCUGGGCCGCCUCCCCCUCUCCCGGCUGGCCAGGCCCAGUUUGGCCUGUCUGCCUCGGCCCCGGCCUCCGUCUCUAGUGCGACCUCGGGCCCAGCGCUGAGGGUCACCCAGCUGCCUGCCUUAGUGACCCCAUCUAUGCUGCUGAGAAGCCAGCCUCCUGUACGGCACCCCUCCUGACUCCCUGCCUGGGACCACACACCCCUGGGAUAGAAAGACCCUUAGAUGUCUUCUCACCCAACCCCAAACUCCCUGUACAGAAGGGAAACAAAGGCCAGGCAUGGCGGCUCAUGCCUGUAAUCCCAACACUUUGGGAGGCUGAGGCCGGAGGAUUGCUUGAGCCCAGGAGUUCAAGACCAGCCUGGGCAACAUAGUGAGACCUGCCCCCCUAUCUCUACAAAAAAUAAAAAAUUAGCUGGGCAUGGUGGUAUGUGCCUGUAGUCCCAGCUACUGGGGAGGCUGAGGCUGGAGGAUCGCUGGAGUUCGAGGCUGCAGUGAGCUAUGAUUGUGCCACUGCACUCCAGCCUGGGCAACAAAGCAAGACCCUUUCUCAAAAAAAAAAAAAAAAAAAAAAGUAGGGGGAAACAGGCCAAAGAGACAAAGGAUUUUCCCAAGGCCAUGAAGCCUGUUCCCAGCACCUCCCCUCCUGCCAUAGCCCAGAGUGGUGAGUGUCGUUCUGGAAGUCUCUACAGAAAUAUCCCAGCUCCCCCGCCCCUUUCCCUCACCUCAAGGUCUGGCCCCAAUCCAAUGUAUUAAGGAACGUUCGAUACUUAGAAUAAAGAGGUUUCUAUUU
Nomascus leucogenys (northern white-cheeked gibbon) is the source of this 1955-nucleotide messenger RNA. It is a transcript of the gene EXOC3L2, whose product is annotated as exocyst complex component 3 like 2. Gene Ontology annotation, biological process: exocyst localization; exocytosis. Lineage: Eukaryota; Metazoa; Chordata; Mammalia; Primates; Hylobatidae. Gene Ontology annotation, molecular function: SNARE binding. The record is from RefSeq and is a predicted model, not a curated record. Gene Ontology annotation, cellular component: exocyst.